CAACAAGUGUUUCAUCAAGUUCAACCGACACACUAAAAUCUCGAUCUUCUCCUCUCCAGACCACAACAUGCCGCAGUCCUUCAACCCCGCUGACAAUGCAUCUUCAGCGGCUCGUCUCUGCAAUGCGGCAGAGGAGAUCGAUGCUUUUUUGCGGUCGCCGGUUCUAUCGCCUACUGACCAUUUAGCUCUUGACAAGAGCAUUAGGAGUGGUCAUCAUGAGGAGCUGUGGGGACGAGCGGGAAUUGCCGAGAAUGAAGUUGUAGAACCUGAACCUCCCGAAAUGGAAAUGGAAUACGAAU
This is a messenger RNA of Amoebophrya sp. A25, 299 nucleotides long. NCBI's taxonomy places the organism in Eukaryota, Dinophyceae, Syndiniales, Amoebophryaceae. The record is from the annotation of a GenBank genome assembly.